Messenger RNA from Hevea brasiliensis (rubber tree), 1897 nucleotides. RefSeq names its product polyadenylate-binding protein-interacting protein 9. The record is from RefSeq and is a predicted model, not a curated record. NCBI's taxonomy places the organism in Eukaryota, Viridiplantae, Streptophyta, Magnoliopsida, Malpighiales, Euphorbiaceae. Gene Ontology annotation, molecular function: RNA binding. The coding region runs from base 591 to 1517 and encodes 308 amino acids. The transcript is spliced from 10 exons.
CUUGGAUGCGGGCAUUCAACUCUCUCUCUCUCUCUCUCUGUCUCUCUCUCUCUCAGACCCAGAGAGGACGAACAAAACAGAACAAACCCAGAAGAAACAGAACAAAACAAACGCUAAGACCCAAAAUCCAACUAUUCUUCUUCUUUCUCUCUCACUGUCAAAGCCUGAGCUCCAAAAACCCUAACUUUCUCUCUCGAUUUUUAUUUCCCCUAUUUUAUUUUCCGCAAUAAUAAUACUAAUAAUUGAAUAAUCAUUCUCUCUAUCUGUCUCUCGUACAUUUUUUAUUUUAUUUUAUUUUUUGUUCUUUCCGUUUCUGGUUUUAUCCCAUUAUUAUUUUCUGUUAUCCUCAUCUCUUUAAUGGGUCUCUAUUUAUAGCCUAACAAUUCUGCACAAUUCCAAUCAGAUUUUCUUUCUUUCUUUCUUUCUUUUUUUCUCCUGCAUCACUUGAAGAGAAUUUUUUUUUUUUUAAAUAAGAUUGUUUGUUUUUGAUUUAUUAUUUCUUUGUUCAGCUGUCGAUUUCAAAUAAACAAAGUUUUAUAUUCUAUUUUAAGGUUUUUUUUUUUUUUUAAUUCUGCGAUUUUCAUUCUCUUAUGGCUGCGGUUGCUGAGAUCACUGGUGACGCUGCAGCGGCUGCCAAUACUAAUAAUAAUAUCAACAACACCACCAAGAAUUUGGAUUCCGAUGGGAAGCCAAAAUCGGAAUCCGAAUUCAGUGUUUUAAAGCUUGUGGAUUUGAUCACCAAAUUGAAUCCGUUGGCAAAGGAAUUUUUUCCUUCUUCUUACAAUAACAAUAAUAAGACCCAAAACAAUCUUCAUCUCAGUGAUUUUGCUGUGCCCAAUAAGCAGCCGGGCAAUGACAAUUUCCCCACUAAUCAAAGGAGAAGAAACAACUAUAAUCAGGGGAAGAGGCAGUUGAAUGGGAGAGCUUAUAGAGCGCAACAGGAGGAUGGUAUUAGACGAACAGUAUAUGUUUCCGACAUUGAUCAGCAUGUAACUGAAGAGAGGCUUGCUGGCUUGUUUAGUAGUUGUGGACAAGUUGUUGAUUGCCGAGUCUGUGGAGAUCCACAUUCAGUUCUCCGUUUUGCAUUUGUGGAGUUUGCUGAUGAGCAAGGUGCAAGAGCAGCUUUAAACCUCGGUGGGACGAUGCUAGGUUACUAUCCAGUUAGAGUCUUACCUUCAAAAACUGCCAUCCUUCCAGUGAAUCCUACAUUUCUCCCUAGGUCAGAAGAUGAGCGGGAGAUGUGUACCAGGACAGUAUACUGUACAAAUAUUGAUAAAAAGGUUUCUCAGGCUGAAGUAAAAAAUUUCUUUGAAUCAACAUGUGGUGAGGUUACUCGCUUGAGGCUUUUGGGCGAUCAUGUCCAUUCAAGUCGUAUAGCUUUUGUUGAAUUUACCAUGGCAGAAAGUGCCAUUAUUGCUCUGAAUUGCAGCGGAAUGGUCUUAGGAAGCCAACCCAUCCGGGUAAGUCCAUCAAAGACACCUGUGAGGCCGCGAGUUACUCGCCCAACAUUGCAUUAACUAAUCUUGAAGAGUUUCAGAUCCAUGGAUAGAAUUUUGGCGAUAUUCCCAGUUGAGAUGAAUUGGUUGUGUUGAUGGGAUGGUGAAACUUUCUUUUGUUUCAGUGUUUCCAUAUUUUCCACGGCAACAGUGACUUUAUCUGUGACUCAAACGUAUUGUAAUCCUGCUUCAACUUGAAGUUUUUCACAAGACUGUCUCAGUCUCGAUUACUUUUAUCUCGUUCCAUCAAUGUUUUGGAAAUCCCAUCUGUUAACUUGGAUAAUGGUAUCAAUUGUCAUUACUAAUUGUGGUUAAUGACUUGAGAAAUUCGAGUUGGUUCGUGAAAAAUACAAGUGCUUGUGUUUAGUUAAUGGAGUUAAUAGUGGAAUUAGCAGUAGUAA